Molecule: messenger RNA, 573 nt
Organism: Eriocheir sinensis (Chinese mitten crab)
Lineage: Eukaryota; Metazoa; Arthropoda; Malacostraca; Decapoda; Varunidae
Product: general transcription factor II-I repeat domain-containing protein 2-like
Exons: 2
Coding region: 29-547 (172 amino acids)
Source: RefSeq, a predicted model, not a curated record
GAUAUACCCCAAGGGAGGAGGGCGGUGCAUGCCGCGCAACCACCCAGACGGCGGGUGGAGAGAUGCCCAAUCCUUCAAGUGGAGGCCUAACAACGGGGCUCGGGUGACGGAAAGAGCCCAUGCACCUUUCCACUCCCAAUGGCACCGCAGGACGCUGGCUGCGGACUUCAAACUUUUCACCGCCCCCUUUGACUUCCCCGUGGACGACGCCCCUGCCCACCUGCAGAUGGAGUUGGUGGAGCUGCAGUGCAACGAUGAACUGAAGGCGAAGUUCCGCACCUCUUCUCCGCUGUCCUUCUUCCGUGACCUCGUCCUCCCUUCUAGCAAUUUUCCAAAAUACAUUGGGCGUGUUCAACGCAUCGUGGCCACGUUUGGUAGCACCUACUGUUGCGAACAGCUCUUCUCCAAAAUGAAGUACACGAAGUCUCACCUUCGCUCCCAACUCUCGGACCUCCACCUCAACGACAUUCUUCUGUUGUCUACCUUAUCCAUCGAGCCAGACAUUGAAACACUUAUUCAUGGCAAGCAGCACCAGCCGUCUCACUGAUUUGUACGUUUUUUCAAUAAAAUUCU